AUGUCCGAGACUGGGCGAAACUUAUCAAACUAUCAUUUGCCUAAACAAAUCCCUACUCUAACUCUAAAAAUUUCACCCAGUUUCGGACAUUUCUCCCCGUUUCGCCCAGUUUCAGAUGUUUUGCCCAGUUUCGGACGUUUCGCCAAUUUUCGGAAGUUUCGGACGUUUCGCCCAGUUUCGGAGUCUCACAUAGUUUCAGAGGUUUCGCCCAGUUUUGGACAUUUCGCCCAGUUUCGGACGUUUCGCCCAGUUUCAGAAGUUUCACCCAGAACGUAUCAUCCAAAUAAUUUAGAUGAAUUAAAUAAGAUGACUAGUGGAAAUCUAUUUGAAUGCGAAAAAAAUCGUGGUAAGGAAAAAGAUCUAAGUAAACAAAUGGCUGGUUAUUUAAGAGGAAUAGAAGACACUGCUGCAGAUAUUGAAUUUGUUGCUGAUUUAAAAAUGAUUUUAGAAUCGAUAGAAAAAGAUAGAGAAAUAAUUAUAAAGAAAAUUAGUGAUAAUGAAAAAGAAGUUGCUAAGAAAACAAAAGAGUUUAUUAGUUGGAAACAGACAAUUAAUGAGACAGCUAAAGGGUUAGUUAGGUCUACUCCGCAGAUUAUUGCAGUCGCAGCUACAGUUGCUAUUCCGCUUCUUGCUCCAAGUUUAUGUUCAAUAAUGUAG
Racocetra persica is the source of this 657-nucleotide messenger RNA. The record is from the annotation of a GenBank genome assembly. Lineage: Eukaryota; Fungi; Glomeromycota; Glomeromycetes; Diversisporales; Gigasporaceae.